Messenger RNA from Anoplopoma fimbria (sablefish), 888 nucleotides. Its product is annotated as cyclin-dependent kinase 5 activator 1-like. The record is from RefSeq and is a predicted model, not a curated record. NCBI's taxonomy places the organism in Eukaryota, Metazoa, Chordata, Actinopteri, Perciformes, Anoplopomatidae. Gene Ontology annotation, biological process: activation of protein kinase activity; positive regulation of cyclin-dependent protein serine/threonine kinase activity; brain development. The transcript has a single exon. Gene Ontology annotation, cellular component: protein kinase 5 complex; cytoplasm. Bases 1 to 888 code for a protein of 295 amino acids. Gene Ontology annotation, molecular function: cyclin-dependent protein serine/threonine kinase activator activity; protein kinase binding.
AUGGGUACCGUCCUCUCCAUCUCCCCGGCCACCAAGAAGUCAUCUAUUAUGGACGCAGAGCUCGCCGCAGAGGGACACAAAAACGACAAGAGCCUCAAGAGGCACUCCAUGUUCGUCUCCCUCUCCUGGAAGAAGCUGGUGUCCAACUCGGCCAAGAAGAGUGCCAAGAAAGUGACCCCAAACCCUUUGCCCACCAGAGAGCUCCCAUCCAACCAGGUGGCUCUUCUCAACACCGAGAACUCCAGGAAAACGCACCAAACCGAGGAGAAGAAACCCAAAGCGCCGAUCCCGGUCCCGGUGCCGACGGUGCCAACGCAAAUCAAAGACACCCUAGUCCCAAACGUGAGGCUGUCCACGGUGCAGAAGCAGCCCAGCAGCCUGUCUUUGGUGUCACCCAGGCGGAUAGUCAUCCAGGCGUCCACCGGGGAGCUGCUGCGCUGUUUGGGGGACUUCAUGUGCCGCAGGUGCUUUAAGCUGAAAGACCUGAACAGCGGAGAGGUGAUACUAUGGUUCCGCAACAUCGACAGGACUCUUUUGCUCCAAGGUUGGCAGGAUCAGGGCUUCAUCACGCCGGCCAAUGUGGUGUUUGUGUACCUGCUGUGCGAGGACACGAUAGGGGACAGUGUGGAGAGUGCGUCCGAGCUGCAAGGAGCCUUCCAGACCUGCCUGUACCUGGCCUACUCCUACAUGGGCAACGAGAUCUCCUACCCUCUCAAGCCCUUCAUGAUCGAGUCGAACAAGGAUGUUUUCUGGGAGACCUCUCUCCGGAUCAUCAACAGGCUGAGUGCCAAGAUGCUGCAGCUGAACGCAGACCCUCACUUCUUCACCCAGGUCUUCCAGGACCUGAAGAACCAGCGAGACACAAGCGAGGGGAACCUGGACCGCUGA